CCCGACCCUCCCUCCCACCCCCGGAUCAAGGGGUACGGGAGUUAGAAAGAGAAAGAGAGGGGAGGUUUGUAACUGGCAGUGCUGAUCUGAGAGAGAGAGAGAGAGAGACCCGUGUACCAUGAGAGUUCACUGGAGUGUGUCCUUAGUCCUGGUCAGCGGCUGCUCUCUGCUGCUGUGGCCCGCCGUGAUGACCUGCGGGCCGGGCAGGGGUUACGGUAGCAGGAGAAGGCACAACCGUAAACUCACGCCGCUCUCCUACAAGCAAUUCAUCCCGAACGUGGCCGAGAAAACACUGGGAGCCAGCGGCAAGUCUGAGAGCAAGAUCACCAGGAACGCGUCCCGCUUCAAGGAACUAAUUCCCAACUACAACCCGGACAUCAUCUUUAAAGACGAGGAGAAAUCCGGUGCCGACAGGCUGAUGACUCAGCGGUGUAAAGACAAGCUGAAUGCCCUGGCGAUCUCCGUCAUGAACCAGUGGCCAGGGGUGAGGCUGAGAGUGACAGAAGGCUGGGAUGAAGAUGGUCACCACUCGGUAGAAUCUUUGCAUUAUGAGGGCCGAGCUGUGGAUAUCACUACCUCAGAUCGGGAUCGCUCCAAAUAUGGGAUGCUGGCUCGCCUGGCUGUGGAAGCAGGAUUUGACUGGGUCUAUUAUGAAUCCAAGGCUCAUAUCCACUGUUCUGUUAAAUCAGAUCAUUCCAUGGCAGCAAAGACUGGUGGCUGCUUUCCUGGAAACGCCAGCGUCCUGAUGGAAGAUGGCAGGCGGAAGAGGGUGUCAGAUCUCCAGCCUGGAGACCGCGUGCAGACGGUGGAUCACGGAGGGAAUGUUAUUUUCAGCAGCUUUGUGACCUUCCUGGACCGGGACCCCCGGGCGAUUAAGAUAUUUCAGCUGCUCGAGACCCGGGAUCCGCCUCGCAGUUUGCUGCUGACCCCGGCACACUUGGUGUAUGUGGCCAAUAACUUCACGUUGGACCUGGGCAAGUUCAGACCCACCUUCGCCAGCAACGUGCGGGUUGGCCAGUACUUGUACGUGGUGGGCCAUUCGGGCCAUCGGCCGGCGAUGGUCACCGGCAUCUCGAUGCGUGAGCUCAAGGGUGCCUACGCCCCUUUGACCCAGCACGGCACCCUGGUGGUGAAUGGCAUUUUGGCAUCCUGCUUCGCAGCCAUUGAUGGGCACGGACUGGCACAUUUGGCCUUCGCUCCCCUUCGCCUCUGCUACCAGUUGACCUCCAUCUUUGGUGGGGGCACAUCCUGGCAGGAAGGCAUGCACUGGUAUUCCCGGCUCCUCUACCGACUCGGCAGGGUCUUCCUCAGCGCUGAGUACUUUCACCCUUGGGGCGUGGCACAGGGCUGAGGAGCAGGUGGGGUAAGGAGUCUUUAUGGAGAGUAACUCGGGAGGGUGCAGGCUUAACACUGGCCGCGCCCCCCUAUCCCCCACCUCCCCUCGCUGGUGAUGGGUGCCUAGGGGUGAAUCACGCGGGUGAAAGGUUGGGGAGCCCUCUGCUUCAAUGGCCCCAAGGAUCUAAACCAUCACGAAGGACAAGGGGUUCCGAGAUGUCCCUUAACCUUUGUUGAGCUGAACGUGGAGCCACCAUCCCUCGCCCAUUGUCAUUUAGAGCAGGUCGCACAGCGGUUCAACGUUGGAAUUUGCCUCAGUGGGCACAAACCCCCAAUCUUGCUUGUAUCACCUCUGACUGAAUUACACUGGACCCUCCCUUUGAUUUGUAACCAGAGGAUUCAACAUCUCAAUAUCGUCUUCGACUGUGCAGCGUACGAAGCAGCCAGAGAUCACUGUACAACAUGUGCAGGCAUAGCCUCAGACUCUGUUUCAAAGCCAUGCAUCCUGCCCCUACAUGUGUAUCGUUGUUUUUAACCAUAUUCCUGUUACAAACCGCUACAUCUCCAUUUAGAAUGAGAAUUGCCUACGCAAACAUGUCACACUGCAGUUACAUCCCCUGGCCACUGGUGGUGCUACAGGUGGUUUUGCUUAGUAGUUGUGGAUUUGGGAAUUUAAAAUGGAUAGAAAUGUACGUGCAGAUGUAAUUAAUAUUAGAGAUGUAUAUAUAUCAGAAAAUUACUGUUGUCGCAGGGAGAGGCUUCAACCAUAUUAUCAAAUCCAAGUGGAGAGGGAUUCACGGCUUGAGUCCUACUGUUUACUUUGCUGCUGAAACAAACUAAUUAAAAUUUUCCUUAUCUGUGUCUCCAUGUCAUCAGACGCAGAACUAAACAUGACAGAUAGAAACCUAACGCUUAGCUUACCACUCUCUGUGACAAAAUCUAGAGUUGCCAACUCUGGUUGGGUAUAUUCUCAGAGACUUUACCAACAUAGAUUCUAGGAGUAGGCCAUUUGGCCCUACAAGUUUGCUCUGCCAUUCAAUAUGAUCAUGGCUGAUCAUCUAACUCAAUACUUCUCCCGUUUUUUCACCACACCCUUAGAUUCCUUUAGCCCUAAGCACUAUAUUUAACUCCUUCUUAAAAGCAUUCAAUGUUUUGGCCUCAACCACUUUUUCUGGCAGACAAUACCACAAACUCACCACUCUCUGGUAGAAAAUAUUUCUCAUGAGACUUCCUGUUGUUCUAUCACAUGAUUUCCUGUCUCUGUGGUCCAUACCUCAACCCAAUUCUUUCGCAACAAAACCAAGGGCUUCAGAGGAAAAUGGUAAUGUUUUUAAAAAUAAUGCCACAGUGGAGGGGUACAGUAGUUCAGUCGCUGGGAACCUGGGUUCAAUUUCACCCUCAGAUCACUGUCUGUGUGGAGUUUGCACAUUCUCCCUGUGUCUGCGUGGGUUUCCUCCGGGUGCUCUCGAUUUCCUCCCACAGUCCAAAGAUGGGCAGGCUAGGUGGAUUGGCCAUGGGAAAUAACCCAUGGUGUCCAGGGAUGUGCGGGCUGAGUGGUUUAGCUAAGGGAAGUGUAGGGUUACAGAGAUAGGGUAUGGGAGUGUAUCUGAGUGGGAUGCUGUUCGGACAGUCAGUGUAAUUUGAUGGGCUGAACGGCCUGCUUCCACACCAGUGGGAUUCUAUGAUCCCAAAGCAGGGUCCACUCUGGGUGACUGAUGUUGUUGCUCACCAAUUUUCGACAGAAAACAGCGACCUUCAAAGUCAAAGCAAAAAGUGCCAAAAACACUCGGCUGGCCCGGUGGCAUUGGAAGGAAAAGCACUAUUAAUAUCUCAGGUCAAAAAGACAUCAACCUGAAAUGUUAACUUGGCUUUUCUCUCUCUCUCUAUCUCUCUCUCUCUCUCUGCAGAUGAGCUGCUGGACUUGUUGUGUGUUUUCAAAAUCUUAUUUUUACAGGCUUCCAGCAGCCACGUUUUACAAAUGGCCUUCUGGCUAUCUUGUACUCAGUGGAAUAUUUAUUAGUUCUGAUAAAUAUUUAAGUGCUGCAUGUUUAUUCUGUACACCAGGCCAUGUGACAGUCCCAAUCAGCUACAAAUGGCCACAACAUACAUCUCAGAUUGGACCUACCUGUUAAAUUACGGCGAUUUCAACACUGUACCUGAACCAGUAAUUGUAAAGUUAAUCCCCACUCCAGGACAUUAUCAAGGUUGACAAUUCAGUGCCUCACUGAGAGAGUACAGCACUAUCAGAGUUGACUGAGAUAACAAGGUGUAGAGCUGGAAGAACACAGCAGGCCAAGCAGCAUCAGAGGAGGAGGAAGGCUGACGUUUCAGGCCUAGACCCUUCUUCAGAAAUGGGGGCAGGGAAGGGGGGUUCUGAAAUAAAUAGGGAGAGACGGGGAGGCAGAUAGGAGAUGGUUAAAGGAGAAGAGAGGUGAAGAGGAGACAGACAGGUCAAAGAGGCAGGGAUGGAUCCAGUAAAGGUGAGUGUAGGUGGGGAGUUAGGGAGGAGAUAGGUCAGCCCAGGGAGGACGGACAGGCCAAGGGGGCGGGAUGGGGCUAGUAAGUAGGAGAUCGGAGUGGGAGGAGGGGAUGGGUGGGAGGAAGGACAGGUUAGGGAGGCGGGGACAAGCUGUGCUGGUUUUGGGAUAUGGUUGGAGGAGGGGAGAUUUUGAAAGUUGUGAAGUCCACACAUUGAUACCAUUGGGCUGCAGAGUCAGCUGCCAUUCUUUGACUGCAAAAUUGGCAUUGCUGCCACAAAAGAGAUCUGAACCUUCCACUGUGCUGCUCGAAUUGGCUCUCAGCUGCCCACAAAUUGACCAUACGUUUCCGCAGAGAUGGCAAACACCUCAAAUGCAAAGUGGUAUCUAUCCUCAGCCGCAAGUAAUGUCCAAGUAUAGGGGCUCGGCCAAAAAGCAUAGAGAUGUGGAAACAUGUGCUCCCUCAAAGGACCGCGGAUUUUAAAACUCCUCCACGCCAGAGAAUAAUGGAUGUUAAGUUGUUGAGCAUCACGUUCAAGUCAGAGGCGAGAUGUAGAGCUAAGAUGGGACGUUGAAGUAGACAAUUGGCUGCAAUCUUGUUGAGUGGUGGGGAACAGGUUCCGAGGGGGUGAAUGGCCAACUCUAACCCCUAGUACCUGAGGGCACAGCCCAUAGGGUGAAGGGGCAACCCUUGAAGAACUGAGAUGAGGUGGAAUUUCUUCAGCCAGAGGUUGGCAAGUCUGUGGAACUCAUUGCUGCAGAGGGCUGUGGAGGCCAAAAUUGAGUGUUUUUAAGACAGAGAUAGAUAGGUUUUUGAGUAAUAAUGGGGUAAAGGGUUACAGGGAGAAGGCAAGGAGAAUGGGGUUGAGAAACAUAUUAGCCAUGAUCAAAUGAUGGAGCAGUCUCGAUGGGCCAAGUGGUCUAAUUCUGCUCCACUAUUUUAUGGUCUUAUUUCUUACAUUAAGUUUCCGGACAAACUUGCUUGAAAAGCAGCUAUUUUGUGUCGGAUUUCUCCACCUGUUGCAUCACUGAUGGGGAGAACAAUGUGAGUAGGUUCACAUUGUCCCAGGUAGAAAAGCUGCCCCUCACUUGGCUGCUUCCAAUCAGCAGGAAACAAAAUGGGAGACAAUGACAAGGAGAUAUCAAAAAGGGCCCAAGUAUCUUCCUCUGAGACACUGAGGGUGGAGGAGAGGAACAGAUCUGUCACUGGGCAAGUUCAGUGACAGAAUAAGGUGCUGCCAAAUGGUAAUUUCAUCAUUUAGUGUUCUUGAUAAUUAUUGACAAUAUGCGAUUCAGCCCUGUACACCUCACUGGUAGUGCCAUUCUGAGCCAACUACAUGAAGUAGCAUUUUGAUGGUGUUAAAGUGAGGAAACAUCCUCCCAUCUGUUCUCAUUCCACGCUGUGCGAUGUUCCCAUUCGCUUUUGCCAACCUCAGUGGAAAGAUUGACAUGUGGGACUGAGCGUUACCUGAACAUGGGACUGAAUAUGAGACUGAAUGCAAGACUUAAAUGCAGGAUUCAACAUGUAACCAAAUACAGGACUAAAUGUGUGACUAAACACAUGGCAAACAUGGGACUGAUCAUGUGACUGAACACAGGACUGAAUGUGUAGCUGAACGUAGACCUAGGUGUGUGACUAAACGUGAGACUAAGCAUGUGACCAAAUGCUGGUUCGAAGGUGAGAUUAAACACAAGAUGAAAUGCGCAACUGAAUGCAGGACACAGCAGUGCUUGCCUCAGGCACCUUACAAAAAUUAAAUCUAUAUGUAAUUCUCUACUUACAGAUCUAUGCCUCGUUCAUGCUAAAGCUAAUCUAUUCCUCUCCAAAGACUUAUUGAUUUUAUUUGAGAUAAUGGGAACUGCAGAUGCUGGAGAAUCCAAGAUAAUAA
Stegostoma tigrinum is the source of this 5701-nucleotide messenger RNA. RefSeq names its product indian hedgehog protein-like. Gene Ontology annotation, biological process: cell-cell signaling; protein autoprocessing; multicellular organism development. The record is from RefSeq and is a predicted model, not a curated record. Lineage: Eukaryota; Metazoa; Chordata; Chondrichthyes; Orectolobiformes; Stegostomatidae. The coding region runs from base 119 to 1351 and encodes 410 amino acids. The transcript is spliced from 3 exons. Gene Ontology annotation, molecular function: patched binding; calcium ion binding.